AUGGGGAAGUCAGCGGAGGCCACUGUCCAAGAGGUCGAUGCCACUGCCUUUCACCUUUUGAAUGCCGAUUUCAAAGGGGUCAAUGCCUUCUGCGAAGGAGCGAAUGCACUUUGCGAAAAGACCUUGGGCGUUUCUCGUGAUGCGUUGCUGCAGUGCAGGCGUUUGCGGCUCGUCGCGCGUUUGGCAAAGGUCCUGCGACUGCUUUCUCAGCCAGGGGAGCGGCUGAGCAAUGCGGCUCGCGAUUGGGCCAAGACGCCCAAUAUCGACACACUCCUGGCAGUUCGGGACAUCGGCUUGGAAGAGGGUCCAGCCUCGCGUGCAGCAAGCGCAGAUCGGCUCCCCCGCGAGGUCUUCCAAGCAGCGCGCAAGCUGAGCCGUGAAAUGCUGCCGAAGCAUGUCGAGGAGGAUCCCAUCGAAAUCGCCUCCAAAGACUCGCAGGCCUCUACAGUGCCGGGAGAAGCUUCCAGGCCGGCAGAGUCGAGCGAGGACCGAGGUUUGAAGCGAUACAAGCCGGGCAAGCCAGGGCAGGGAGAAGGAUCUGCAGACCAAAGGCCUUCUCGCAGUGGCCCCAACAUCUUCGAUGACCCCUUAGUCAGCGAGCUGCCUGCCUCCGAAGACGGUCGGCGGUCGAACAAGCGAGUGCACUCUUUUGCGCAGCUGUUGGAUGGCGACACCAGCGUGGCACAAGGGGGAGCCCCGAAGUUGAGGAAGGAAUACAGUGCCUGGACUGAAGGAGAAGAGCAGCGUCUGCUCGAAGGCUUUCGGAUUUACGGAAAGCAGUGGAACAUGAUUUCCAAGAGCUGUGGCCUCCAACACAGGAAUGGGAUGCAGAUCAAAGACAAGUGGCGGAAUCUACAGAAAAAGGGGCUGGUGCCGGCGCGCGAAGGCAAGGAUGGCCGAUCGGAAGUGGAGGUUGGGGUCCAAGGGCCUGAAGAUCUGGCGGCAUGGGCGGAGCCCGCUUCCACACCCCAGCGACGCUCAGAAUGGCAACAACAAACACUUCUCAUUUGGGUCGCAGUGGUGGCGCUUUGGACAUUUCUAGACUGCGUGGUGGAUCCCGGUGUAAAGCCAUUCGAAGAUCCGGGUAGCUUGCUCAACAUUGCCCUGCCCACCUCGGUACUUGUAGCCCCCGGGGCGGCGGUUGCUGCCUCUGCCCAGCUUGCACCGCGACCAACGGGCAUUGCCGAAGCCAAGAAGAUGAAGACCUGCGCCGUUUUCGUCGGUGAUAGCUUGACACAAGGUACCCUCUCGGCCAACGUUCUUCAAGUCCUUGAGUCGCGCUGCCAGAGAGAUCUUGGUGCCUUUGUAAAUGCUGGGCGAAAUUUCCGGGCGUUGAGCGAUACCUUGGAGUCCGAUCUUUUGGAGGAGGCGUCUGCCCUGCAGCCAAGCCAUGGCUUGGUUUUGCUGCUUGGAACCAAUGACCUCAUCCGCUACACAGCCGUGGCAGGAGCCUUCCGGGUCUCCGAGGAAGACUGGCUGGCAAGCUACGAAGGGCAGCUGCAGCAGGCAGUCAGCCGCAUUUCUCGAGAUUUCCCAGUGCUGCUCGCGUCGCCACCCCCUUUAGGAGAAGAUCUGAACUCAGAGGAGGCGCGCCUUGGUGCGUCUAUGGCAAAAUCAGUGCGCCGGGUCGCCGAGAAGAGCGAGUGCAUCUAUGUGCCCCUUUUCGAGGCCUGUGCUGACCACUUGAACCAGGCAGCCUCAAGAGGGAGUUUGGCAGCCAAGUCCCGAGCAUAUUCCUUGGGUGAGUCUCUGCUGCUCCUUUGUGCGCUCCCCUGGCGGCUCUAUGCUGGAAGUGGCGAAAGUUUGCAGCAGAUCCAAGAGGCAUCUGGGUUGGAACUGACAGUGGACUUGGUGCACUACGGACCUGUCUAUGGCGACAUAGCUUCAAGGCUCUUCAUCCAGAAGUUGGGGAUCACACCGUCAAACUGA
Messenger RNA from Symbiodinium necroappetens, 1929 nucleotides. NCBI's taxonomy places the organism in Eukaryota, Dinophyceae, Suessiales, Symbiodiniaceae. The record is from the annotation of a GenBank genome assembly.